Glycine soja is the source of this 2108-nucleotide messenger RNA. RefSeq names its product serine/threonine-protein kinase PCRK1-like. Gene Ontology annotation, molecular function: protein kinase activity; ATP binding. The record is from RefSeq and is a predicted model, not a curated record. The transcript has 5 exons. Gene Ontology annotation, biological process: protein phosphorylation. The coding region runs from base 326 to 1612 and encodes 428 amino acids. Lineage: Eukaryota; Viridiplantae; Streptophyta; Magnoliopsida; Fabales; Fabaceae.
CUUUUCACAUUCCUUUUCCUCUCUUAAUGACACAUCAAUGCAACGAAGGUUUGACUAUUACUUACUUUAUUAGGCUCUUAAACUCUGUUUGGUAAACUAAGGUGACCAAGCCAGAAGCUGCCGUGUGGAAAACUUCUCCUUCCGAGCCUGGACUGGACUCUGUCUUUCUCUUCUUCAUUCUCAAAAAGUCUUCACUUUUCGAGGCAAAUGAGUUAUGUUGUUGUGAGGGUGGUCCUCUUCAGAAUCUUGUCCUAAAGGGAACUUCCAGCAUCUUAAUCUUAUUAGAUCAAAAGUUUUCUUUUGAACCAGAGUCCGGUCAGCAGCGAUGAAGUGUUUUCCAUUCUCGUAUGGAGAGAAAAAAGAUGAACCGAAAGGCUUGCAGUUGCAGUCAACAUCGGGUCGAUCUGACAAUUCCAUGUGUGUUGAGGCUGAGGUUAGAAGAUCCGGUUCUGAGUUAAAUUCUCAGGAUGUUUCAGACAAUGGCAGCUCAGAAUCCCAGAGGAGGAAUGCAAUUCCCAGUUUGUCCCAGAGACCCAGCAACCUCAGAGUGUUUACUGUAUCUGAACUGAAAUCAGCCACGAAGAAUUUCAGUCGCUCUGUUAUGAUCGGAGAGGGUGGGUUUGGGUGUGUCUACCUGGGAUUGAUAAGAAGCGCAGAGGACUCCUCCAGAAGAAUUGAAGUUGCAGUUAAACAACUUAGUAAAAGAGGAAUGCAGGGCCAUAGGGAAUGGGUGACAGAAGUGAAUGUUCUGGGCAUUGUUGAGCAUCCCAAUCUUGUGAAACUAGUGGGUUACUGUGCUGAUGAUGAUGAAAGAGGAAUCCAGCGGCUUCUAAUUUAUGAAUACAUGCCAAACAGAAGUGUGGAACACCAUUUAUCUCACCGAUCAGAGACUCCUCUCCCAUGGACUAGGAGAUUAAAAAUAGCUCGAGAUGCAGCUCGUGGGUUAACAUACCUGCAUGAGGAAAUGGAUUUCCAGAUAAUUUUCAGAGAUUUCAAAUCUUCAAAUAUCCUAUUGGAUGAACAGUGGAAUGCAAAGCUAUCAGACUUUGGGUUAGCAAGGUUGGGACCAUCAGAUGGACUGACUCAUGUCUCAACGGCGGUUGUAGGAACAAUGGGAUAUGCCGCUCCUGAAUAUGUUCAAACCGGACGUCUAACUUCAAAGAAUGAUGUGUGGAGCUACGGUGUCUUCCUUUAUGAACUCAUCACUGGUAGGCGCCCUUUAGAUCGAAAUCGCCCCAGGCGUGAGCAGAAGUUGUUGGAAUGGAUAAGGCCAUACCUAUCAGAUGGGAAGAAAUUUCAACUAAUAUUAGAUCCAAGACUUGAUAAGAAACAAGUCUUCAAGUCAGCCCAGAGACUCGCUAUGAUUGCUAACCAAUGCUUGGCAAAAAAUCCAAAGAAUCGCCCAAAGAUGAGUGAGGUAUUGGAAAUGGUAAAUGGAAUGGUAGAAUCAUCAUCCAGUUCUAGUCCACAGUUGCCCCUGAGGAGUGUGGUGACAUUGGAAGCUUCCCAGGAUACUGAAACAAAUAACAAGAAACGAACCAUGGAUCAGAAGCUCGGAGAAAGUAAUUGGUUUGUUAGGAUGUGGAGACCAAAGCUUGUAAGAACAUGCUGAUUAUUGUAGCUUUAAGCCUUCAAGCCUGUUACUUGGGAGCAAAGCUUCUUCACGAUAAGGGAAGAGCUCCAGCAUGUUUCUCAAUGUCUGCAACUUCUUCAUCUCUUCUAAGGAUGUGUACAAAUCUGCCAUUACAUGCUACUUACCAACUACCAUAGUUUUUUCUUUCUUGUCAAACUACUUGAGGAAAUUUUCAGGGAUGAUUUAUGAAUUUUAGGAGAGACAAUAGGUUUCUGAGGAUAUCUGAUGAUUCUGUUUGUUUUGGUUCUCAGAGAAACCAUAAUGCUGGAAAUUAAUCACUCAACUGAAAUGGUUGUAAAAUAGUUUAGCUAUAGUUUUAAAUUAAUCUUUAACAGCAUCUUGUAAUUUUACUACUUUUGUUAAGAGUUCCAUAGAAGUUCUGCAGUGUCUUGAAUCAAAUGCACAAAAUGCAUGAAUGAUUCUUGCAUGGUAAUUGGUAAAUGAAAGUUCAAAACCUAGAAAGGCAAUUCCUGCG